Topomyia yanbarensis is the source of this 816-nucleotide messenger RNA. Its product is annotated as protein D2-like. The transcript has 2 exons. Lineage: Eukaryota; Metazoa; Arthropoda; Insecta; Diptera; Culicidae. Bases 102 to 677 code for a protein of 191 amino acids. The record is from RefSeq and is a predicted model, not a curated record.
AUGAUGACCCAGAUGUUUCUCUUUGCGUCCGUGUCUGCAGUUUACAGGAACUGUCUAGUCUUAUCGUUUAGUCACACUCGACACUCCAACCAGUACGUUCGAUGACGUCGGAAUUUGUACGUGACUUCAAGAGUCACAAAAUCGUACCGGAUGUAAUUCCGGUUCCACCAAGUUCGCUCCUUCAAGUAAACUACCCGGGUGAUCAGACAGUAAACCUUGGAAACAUACUGAUGCCCAAACAGGUCAAAGACAUCCCAGAAGUUCAGUGGACAGCAGAACCCAAUACGUACUACGUCCUAUGCAUGACGGAUCCCGAUGCACCCAGCAGAACUACCCCGAAAUUUCGCGAGUGGCACCAUUGGUUGGUGGUUAACAUUCCCGGAACGGACUUGGAACGAGGCGAAAUUCUCUCCGAAUAUAUUGGAGCAGCGCCACCGAAGAAAACCGGACUUCACCGUUAUGUAUUUUUGGUUUAUCAACAGGAUGGCAGGUUGAGCUUUAACGAACCGCGGCUAUCCAAUCGGAGCUCCCAGGGUCGCGGGAAGUUUUCGAUACAGAAAUUUUCGGAAAAGUACCAACUCGGUGUUCCAGUGGCGGGCAACUUUUUUCAAGCCCAGUUUGAUGACUACGUACCUAAACUGUACCGCCAGCUAGGACAAUUUCAGAAUGCAUUUUAAUUUCGGCAGAACGUGGAGGGAGUAAUUUCUAUGUUGUGUAGUUGUUGAUUCGUUAUUAAAUCAAGAUUGUCAAAUUACUUUAGUGGCAACUGCGUGGCAAUGAUGACAAGCUACUGUUGAGAUGUGAAAUCGGUAGAAU